CAGGCUGGCCUCCCACACACACACACCCUCUCACUUUCCGAAAGGAUUCCGUGCAGAGCCGCAGCGCCACGCAGCUGCACUGCACACAGCCCCCUGCUGAUGUCACAUAUUUGCACACUGGUUUCCUCCACCCUCCCGCCCGCCAACACGCCAAGAAACUGGAUAAAGAAAGUAACCAUGCUAUAGCAGAGCGAGGGGGAAGGAACCCUGCUUAGGCAGAUAAAGUUUCUGCUGAGAACGAAGGCGACGAGACGCUAUCUAAAGAGAUGCUACGUGUGUCGGGGGUGGGUGGGAGACAAGCAGAUUCUGUAGUUUACAGUUGGAGGGUGUGAGCAGCAGUUUCCUGCGGCAGUCUGACUCCGAGUGCCUGCAACUUCAGAUCCAGGGUGGUCAAAAAGGGAGAGCUCCGCCACCCGGUUACCGGCAUCACUUCCCCACCAUUUCCUUACCUCCCCCCCCACCUCGGAUCAAUGCAGCUUCAAUUCUCACCAACCAUUAACUUCCCGCAGAUGACGACCUGUUUGAAGUUCUGGUGUGAGGAUCUGCGCACAGAGUAAAUACCGGACCUGGAACCAAUUGCAAAAGCGCCGCUCAGUUGGUUUGUUUCUUCGAAGGGUACUUGGCCGGGCUAUCGCUAAGGAUGGAUUGGAACCGAUGCGUGUUCCUCGCCCUGAUGUGGAUUCGUUUUUGCAUUCCCACCGCCUGUCUCAGUCUGGUAGUCGGACCUCCAACCGACUCUAACGUCGAGGGUUACUCGGAUCCAAAACCGGGAGAUCCGGACAGCCUUGCAGAGAACUGCACUACAUUGAGCCCAGCGUGCCUAAAUGAGGAUGAUCGACACUGUCUUGAAGCUAUUCGAAUGAUACACAAACAGAUGGAUGAUGACAAUGAUGGAGAUGUUGAUGUAGAGGAGAGUCACGAGUUCAUUAAAGAAGAUAUGAAAGACAAAGAUCCUACCAGUAAAGGCAAUAAAUUCCAUAAAGAAGACAAGCACAUCACAGUGAGAGAUUUGUGGAACCACUGGAAAAACUCAAAAGUAUACAAUUGGACAGUGGAUGAAACGACGGAUUGGUUAAUUAAUUUUGUGGAAUUGCCACAAUACGCCAAGGUUUUCCAGGAAAACAACAUUCGAGGAGUUGGCCUACCCAGGUUGGCGGUGAACGAGAUUCCUUUUAUGAUCUCAAAUUUGAAAAUCACUGACCGGAGUCACCGGCAAAAGAUACAACUCAAGGCAUUGGACGCGGUGUUAUUUGGAGCUCCAAUACGUCCUCGCCACAAUUGGCUGAAGGAUUUUAUUCUUGCGGUUUCCAUGGUUGUUGGUAUUGGUGGCUGUUGGUUUGCCUACACACAAAACAGAAACUCUAAGGAACAUGUUGCAAAGAUGAUGAAAGAACUAGACAGUCUGCAUAAAGCUGAGGAAAGCCUGAUGGAAUUUCAAGCAAGACUGCAGAAAGCUCAAGAAGAAAACCGAACUGUUGAAGUGGAAAAGCAAAAUUUAGAACAAAAGAUGAAAACUGAAAUAAAUGAUGCCAAAAGGGAGGCGCAACGUCUGAGAGAAUUACGCGAGGGUUCAGAGACUGAACUCAGCCGGCUGAAAUAUGCAGAAGAGGAGCUUGUACAGGUUCGUGUGGCACUGAAGAAUGCAGAAAAGGAGUUGGAGGUUCGCAGUGCCUGGGCACUGCCAGAAACUUUGCAGAAAUGGUUGCAGCUUACUCAUGAAGUAGAGGUUCAAUAUUACAAUAUUAAGAAACAUAGUGCUGAAUUACAACUCAAUGCUGUAAAAGAGGAGGCAGAGAAGAUUAAGAAGAAGCGUAGCACAGUAUUUGGAACAUUCCAUGUGGCUCACAGUUCCUCUCUGGAUGAGGUUGAUCACAAAAUCCUGGGAGCAAAACAAGCGUUAUCUGAGGUGACAGCAGCCUUGCGUGAGCGGUUACAUCGCUGGCAGCAAAUUGAGAAAAUUUGUGGCUUUCCAAUCGUGCACAAUUCCGGAAUGCCGAGUCUGACCUCCGUUCUGUAUUCUGAGCACAGUUGGGUUGUCAUGCCUCGAGUCUCUGUGCCACCAUAUCCAAUAGCUGGUGGCGUAGAUGACUUGGAUGAAGAUACGCCACCAAUCAUUCCACAGUUCCACUUAGCUCAUAGUAAACUCAAUUACAAUUUACCAAAAAGCAGCAAUCAGGGACGCAGUCGGAGGACCAAUGUUAUUUCUUCUGGACUUCCAUCUUCCGUGCAGUCCUCUACUCCUGACAUCUUUGUAACAAAUAGCUAUUCGACCCUUCGUACUGAGGAAGAUGAAGAUGCCAUAUUCUUCACAGCUGACAGGAAUUGGGAUACACAAGAAGCCGCUUCAGACUGUGACUCGUCUUUUGGGUCUUUGAAUGGAAAGAAGUUGUUUCUCUUAUCAAACUCUGAGGCUGUAAGUGAUCCUUCACGUAACAUGUCCAAGACCUCCCUAGAUGACUUAUCUUUUGCUGAUUCACCUAUGAUCUCCGAGCAGGUAGCUACAGGCCCGGAUUCUGUGGGUCCAGCAGAUACCAAGAGUAUGAUUGUGAGCUCUCUGCUGGCCAGCAAGCCUGUUCGGAACGGCAUUGAGAAAUCCUACAGCAUGGGACAGCUAUCAGCUGCUCAGGACAGGCGUAUCUUAGAACUUUCCACAUCAAGUGAAAUUAGUACAAUGAGAGCUCAGAAAAGCAUAACUAAGAGACAAACAGCGUCCCAAGAGCUGUCUUCCUGUACAGACAGAGUUAAAAAAACAUCCAAAUUAAAAAAGAUCUUCAAGAAGAUGUCAAAAUAAUAGCCAAAGUGUGACAAUGGUGAAGCCUAAUACAUUGUAACAUCUGUUUACGAAAACUGCAUUUAGAUGUUACACAGAGGGCUUUGGUUUCUGCCCAAGUUACAGUUGUAGAAAUUAAUGUUGCACUAUUACUUUCCUGGUGGGGAAGGUACCUCUGAUUAUAUAGACAAUGUAUAAAGAUUUGUAGAGAAAUUAAGCAGAUUCUAUGUUUUUACUGUUACAUGUAGAGCUUUGGUAGGAUUUUUAAGAAUUCAGAUUUCUAAUGACUUAAAAGAGCAGUGGAAUUUCUAAGAACAAGAAUGCAAUCUUUUCUUGUGAGAUAAAUUUCUUACAGUUUUACAGACCUGGUGUACAGAUGAUUAAAAUGCCUGGCAGCCUCUGAGCUUUUCUUUCAUGCCUUGUCUUUGAACUGUGAAGAUUGGCAAAGGAGGCUGUUAAAGAUUACUACCAGCCUGCAAGCAAGCGCUAACAGUUUCCUUAUAAGCUCACCUCAUGUAGCAGCAGUGGGACCUGGCAAAAUACUGAACUUUUAAUUCAGGAUUUCUUGCAGAUUAGAAGUGAAAACUACUUCACCUGAACUUAAUAGACUUAAGGGUAGUUGGGGUGUUUGGAACUUCUGGAAUGUAUUAAAAGAAUAAAAUGAAGCAUUAUGAAACAA
Messenger RNA from Stegostoma tigrinum, 3449 nucleotides. RefSeq names its product stromal interaction molecule 2b (gene stim2b). The transcript has 13 exons. Gene Ontology annotation, cellular component: endoplasmic reticulum; plasma membrane. Gene Ontology annotation, biological process: intracellular calcium ion homeostasis; activation of store-operated calcium channel activity; store-operated calcium entry. The record is from RefSeq and is a predicted model, not a curated record. Bases 641 to 2791 code for a protein of 716 amino acids. Gene Ontology annotation, molecular function: calcium channel regulator activity; calcium ion binding; protein binding. Lineage: Eukaryota; Metazoa; Chordata; Chondrichthyes; Orectolobiformes; Stegostomatidae.